This is a messenger RNA of Knipowitschia caucasica, 273 nucleotides long. The record is from the annotation of a GenBank genome assembly. NCBI's taxonomy places the organism in Eukaryota, Metazoa, Chordata, Actinopteri, Gobiiformes, Gobiidae.
AUGUGUCGCUGUCAGAGGGGUCUAUAUUGGCAAAGUGAAUCGGGCCCCAAGCAUUCACCAGCCUCAAGUUACAAACCUUAUAAGGACCAAGGCCCAUGUGUCUACGCGCCCACUUCUAUUCUUAGUCCUUGUCUGCCGCUAGCCCUCGGCAACCCUACAAGCAAGAAAACUCUUCGACCGAAUCGCGAAAUUACUGGCGUGGAUCAGCAGUCCCCACCCACAUUUCGAGACAGCCAUCAUCGCCGAUCCUUGCUCCAGGCUUUCUUGACCUGA